AUCCCGCUGCAUUCGAUUCGAAGAUCAUAGAUUAAGUGAUAGUGAUCUUUUCUGUGUUUGCUGUGGUGAUAAUAAUCUUGAUGCACAACAUGUAGAUUGGGAGGAAAAUUGUUGCCUAGAAAGACUUGGUUG
Messenger RNA from Racocetra persica, 132 nucleotides. The record is from the annotation of a GenBank genome assembly. NCBI's taxonomy places the organism in Eukaryota, Fungi, Glomeromycota, Glomeromycetes, Diversisporales, Gigasporaceae.